Messenger RNA from Sorex fumeus (smoky shrew), 1314 nucleotides. RefSeq names its product secretin receptor (gene SCTR). Gene Ontology annotation, biological process: cell surface receptor signaling pathway; brain development; adenylate cyclase-modulating G protein-coupled receptor signaling pathway. Bases 1 to 1314 code for a protein of 437 amino acids. The record is from RefSeq and is a predicted model, not a curated record. The transcript is spliced from 12 exons. Gene Ontology annotation, cellular component: plasma membrane. Gene Ontology annotation, molecular function: peptide hormone binding; secretin receptor activity; G protein-coupled peptide receptor activity. NCBI's taxonomy places the organism in Eukaryota, Metazoa, Chordata, Mammalia, Eulipotyphla, Soricidae.
AUGAACAAUCUGGCCUUGGCCUUGCAGGUGGGAGCCGUGUCCCGGCUGUGUGAAGUGCUGCGGGUGCUGCAGGAGGAGCAGGAGCAGUGCCUGCGGGAGCUCUUGGAGGAGAGAAUGAGAGACCCUCACCCAGAACCGCCAGUGCCAGGCUGCAAGGGGCUGUGGGACAAGAUGAGCUGCUGGCCGUCAGCUGUGGCAGGACAGACGGUGGAAGUGGAGUGUCCGCGGUUCCUCCGGCUGCUCACAGACAGAAGCAGAAACGGUUCCAUCUUCCGAAACUGCACUCCAGACGGCUGGUCAGAAACUUUCCCCAGGCCUGACCUGGCCUGUGGGAUCAGCGUGAACAGCUCGUCCAGCAAUGAGAAGCGGCACAAGUACCUGCUGAAGCUGAAGGUCAUGUACACUGUGGGCUACAGCUCCUCCCUGGUGAUGCUCCUGAUUGCUCUCAGCAUCCUCUGUGCUUUCCGGAGGCUCCAUUGCACCCGCAACUACAUCCACAUGCACCUGUUUGUAUCCUUCAUCCUGCGUGCCCUGUCCAACUUCAUCAAGGACGCCGUGCUGUUCUCCAAUGAUGACACCCGCUGCGAUGUUCACAGGGUGGGCUGUAAGCUGGUGAUGGUGUUCUUCCAGUACUGCAUCUUGGCCAACUACGCCUGGCUGCUAGUGGAAGGCCUCUACCUCCACACACUGCUCAGCAUCUCCUUCUUCUCAGAAAGGAAGUACCUGCAGGGAUUCGUUGCCCUCGGCUGGGGUUCCCCGGCUGUCUUUGUUGCUUUGUGGGCCAUCACCAGGAAGUUUUGGGAGGACACUGGGUGCUGGGACAUCAAGUCCAAUGAGGCCAUCUGGUGGGUCAUUCGAGGGCCCGUGACCCUCUCUGUUCUGAUUAAUUUCAUCCUUUUUAUUAACAUCCUGAGAAUCCUGAUGAGGAAACUUAGGAGCCAAGAAACAAGAGGACGCGAAGCAAGCCAUUAUAAGCGCCUGGCCAAGUCUACCCUCUUGCUGAUCCCCCUCUUCGGAAUCCACUACAUCGUCUUCUCCUUCUCCCCGGCGAACGCCAUGGAAGUCCAGCUGUUCUUCGAAUUGGCUCUUGGCUCAUUCCAGGGUCUGGUGGUGGCCUUCCUGUACUGCUUCCUCAACGGGGAGGUGCAGCUGGAGGUUCAGAAGAAGUGGCGGCAGUGGCACGUCCAUGACCUCCCCUUGCGCCCCCCGGUCCUCAGCUCCUCCUUCAGCAACGGCACCAGUGACCUCACCCACAGCACCAAGGCCAGUCCCCUGGAGGCGGCCCGGGGAUCCUUCCGGGCCAGCGUGAUCUGA